GGGCAAAGGGCAUUUGGUUGGACUCAUGUGGUGGCAUUAAUGGAGGCCUGGGUGUCUUGGCUCUCUCCAUGGAGCACAUGGGAGGGGAAACUGACCUCUGGUGGUGGCUGUGGGGGAGCAAAGGGGAGUGCAUGUGCCUCCAUGUGCUGCACCAGCACCACCCCCUUCCCCUUGCUCCUCCCAUUUCUGAGCACAGAUCAUAUGGAAGAGUGUUGCCAAAAGCCUCGGGAAUGGCCCUGGGGCUGGGGGGAGAGGGGGGGUGGGGGUCUCUGCUCUUGGGCCCUUCUGCUUCCCUUCUGUCCAUGGCUUGUGUUGCCUCUUCAACACUGGGGGUGCCUCCAAACCUUUCCCUCUCCACCAUUCAAUUAUUUUAGCUUGUGGGCUGCCCUCCAUAUGUCUCAAAGGACUGCUCUCAGAUGGUGAGCCAGUCUCCUGGGGUUUAACUGGAGAGUGGUAAGAGAUGUUAUCUUGGCCAUUCUGCCCUCCUCCACUGAGUCCUUAAAUGGAGGCUACCCUCCCUCUUCUCCUCCCAUCAUUUGAAGCUCUCCAAGGAGCUACAAGUAGCCACCUUUCUUUGGGUUGGACAUGGAAGAGAAGAGAAGCAAGAGGAGGCGCGCCUGCUCGCCCGAACCAAACGCUGUAGUCUACGCCGGCUUCCCAUGCAAAUACGUCGGCUAUCUCCUGCCAGCUCUCGCGAGAGCCACCUCCGGUGCUAAAGAACAAAAGAUCGAACAGGUGGUGCGGUUCCAAGUCGACAUGGCGCUGGUGCUCUCGGCCACUGGGUUCAAAUGGAGCCGCGCCUUGAAGCACAAGCUCGAGCGCAGCGAUCACAUAAUCGAGCUCCAGCGCCACCCCAUCGCCGACAGCAUCGAUUCAAAGCUUCAGCUGUUUCUGCCUCCCACCGUCGUCGUCCCUCGGCCUCUGUCUCUGUCUCUUGUUAGGCCAAAAAGCCUGAGCCGGAGGAGUUACAUUAGCUGCAGCAACAACAGCGUCAGAGGGGACGACGAGUUCAGCCGGCGCAUGCGAGCUCUGCAGAGGAUUUUGCCCGGCGGCAGCGAGAUGCGUCCGAGGGAGCUGCUGUCGGAGGUGAAGAGCUACAUGGUGUGCCUGCAGCUGCAGGUGAACAUCCUGAGGACUCUUGUGGAGAUCCACUGAGGGCUACCUGCGUCGAAGAAGGAUAUAUGAGUGUCAACAUACGUACCCCUCAAAACUGUAAUCUCAGCAAUGUAGCAUGCAUGCAUGUCAUCUUUUGUAUGUCAUCUUGUGAUCAUAGGUUAAGAGCCUUCAAAGUAGUAGCUUUAUGUGGUGGUAAUGCUACAUAUCAACCUAUCUCAGGUCAUGCAAUCAAGACAACAUUAAUCACAUUACACCCAA
Musa acuminata subsp. malaccensis (wild Malaysian banana) is the source of this 1374-nucleotide messenger RNA. Its product is annotated as transcription factor bHLH146-like. NCBI's taxonomy places the organism in Eukaryota, Viridiplantae, Streptophyta, Magnoliopsida, Zingiberales, Musaceae. Gene Ontology annotation, biological process: regulation of DNA-templated transcription. The record is from RefSeq and is a predicted model, not a curated record.